AUGCGGUUCUACCGCAACAUGAGCGUCUUCAACGUGUCCGGCGUGGUGCAGCAGCGCGCGGCGCACGACUACGACCGCCCGCUCGACGUCGUCAGCGACCGGCGCAAGCGUAAGGCGGAGCCGGCGGAGGCUCCGCCCGUCGGCUUCUUCUGGAGGUUGCGCGCCGAUUUGCGCUCGUCGCUUGUCACGAUGGCGCGGCGCAGGCUGCCGGACGCGCUCAAGGAGGGGCGAGCCGAGGUGCUGUCGCACGACCAGGAGAAGCUGCUGCGCCGCGAGGAGGCGGUGCAGCGGCAGCUCAACGCCGCGGUCGAGAGGUACGCCGCCGCGCUCGAGCUCUUCGACCAGUGGCGCGCGCAGGGCGUGAAGACCGCCGCCGAGCUCGAGCGGGCGCUGGGCGGCAAGUCCGAGCCCGAGCAGCUGGCGGAGCUGCGCCGCCAGAUCGAGAUGCGGACAGCGGCGCCUCCUCAGCUGCGGGUCCGCUCGAUCAAGACCCUGGGCACCGCCGACGCGGACGUGCUGCGCCUGGAGCAGCAGAGCAUCUUCAACGUCUCGAACCUCCUCCCGAAGGCGAAGGCCGCGCGGGAGCGGCGCGAGGCGGCGGGCAUCUCGGACAGCGUCGAGGUGCGGCAGGACCGCGAAGCCCCCCCCUUCGACACGCGACUCGUGGGCAAGUGGCUCGAGGUGUGCUGGCCAUACAAGGAGGAAGGUAGGACGGUCAAGAUCUGGGCCGCCGGCAGGGUGAAGCGCGUCGCGGACGGCCUCACCGACAAGAGGAGCCCGCGCGCACGCAAGAUCCUCCCGGCCGGCAUGCUGCUCUGGGCUUGGGACGCCGACCCCGAGUACGACGAGCCGGCGGGGGAGAGAUGGAUCGCCUUUCUUCCCGAGAAGUGGAACAGGCCCGUCUCAUAUGGGUGGCGGCUCGAUCCCCGCGAGCUGGGCGCCACCGGCCCGCCCCGCACGCCGCUCAUUGAAGAGGAGGAGGAGGAGGAGGCGCCGCGCGCGCGCCGGUGA
Molecule: messenger RNA, 1011 nt
Organism: Emiliania huxleyi CCMP1516
Lineage: Eukaryota; Haptophyta; Isochrysidales; Noelaerhabdaceae
Exons: 2
Coding region: 1-1011 (336 amino acids)
Source: RefSeq, a predicted model, not a curated record